AAGGACAGCUCCAGUGGUAUUCAGUGGUUAGUGGUAUAGACAGUUUACUGAGAAAGAGUAUUUGACUCUGGUUAGUUUUCAACUUUAGUAACUUUUAUGUUUAGUAACCUUAGAGUUAACUCAUUUUGAGGCUUCAGCACUUUUUGAGAGAGCGCCAAGAGAGCUCUUUCCCCUGAGAAACCAACGAGACCUCCAUUUACUUUUCAAUACCCUCGUCUUGACCACACCAACAUCCAGCAAAGAUGUACAGCAGCAACAGCUACUCGCAGGCCAAGUUUGGCCUGGAGGCCAAGGACGCCCACAAGCCAAAGGGAAAGAGCUGCGGCUACUACAUGAGGCUCGUCUUCUUCUUCUCCUCUCUGAUCCAGUCCCUCAUCAUCGUCAGCCUGGUGCUCUUCCUGGUCUACGGCCAGCCAGAGAAGUCUGCUGAAGAGAGGAGGGUGGAGGAGCUGGAGCAGAGUUUGAACAGGAUCAGCGAGAACAACAUUAACCUGAGGAAGGAUAAAGCUGACCUGGGAGCUGCGCUGGGGGCCAGGACGGCUGAGAAGACUGCCCUGGAGGGAGAGGUGGCCGCACUGAAGAAAGCAGCUAAUGCCUCAGGGGAGCAGAUCAAAGCCCUCAUACUGAAAGCGGUGAGGAGAUGGGACUGUAACAUUAUGAUGCAAUAUGAAUUGAUACUGGCUAAUUUUUUGUUAUUCUUUUUAAAAAUAUUCAUUUAGAUAUUGUGAGCUGACGUACAUUACUAGAAGCAUAUAGUGUGCAGGAAUUAUUUUGGCAUUAGAUCUGAGAAAUUAUGAAUAUACAGAGAAAAUUAUACAUUUAUGAAUUAUUUGUUAAACUGGUUCUGCUGCAAAUUUUUUAUCAGGUCUCUCUUGUAAAAUGAUUAAUGUUUUUAUCUCAGUGGUAAGCACUUACAUGACUAUAAUGCAAGGAUAUCUGCACACUAACUUUGCUUCCAAAAAGUGACGGUUUAUUUCAAUUAGAGGAGCAUAGCUAAUAUUUAUGAAGACAAAACCUGACACUUUCUUUAAUCUGUUCUUUCCUCCACAGAGCCAUUGUGAAACAGAAAGGAAGAAAUUAGAGAUGUUCUGUGGUACCCCUGUCCGGUGUCCCACCAUCCCCACAACUCCUAACAGUACGUUACUAUUUGCCCUUUGUCACUCAGGGUUAGGUGUAGCGUUCCAUUCUAAUACUGUGAUGGAGACCUGCCACAGUGACACAGUACAUUGACCCAACAGUUCAAUGUAAUAACAACAAGUAACAACAAUUUCUGAUGUAAUAUAUUUUCUCCUCAGCUGAGGUAAAAACCCUCCAGUUUCUGAACUCCCAGCAGGCAGCGAUGAUCAAACUGAUCGAAGCCAACUUCACCCAGACCAACCAGUAUAUCCGCAUGGAGAGGGACAAUGCCAUCAAGGACCGCGAUGCCCACAACCUUGAGACCAUCUCUUUGCGGAGGGAGAACACCAACCUGAAGGAACAGCUGAACCUCUACACCCAGAAGUGUAAAGAGGACUUUGCCAAGUCUCUGGAGGGGAUCCAGACGGUGACCAGUAACUUCCUGGUGCGCAUCGACAACCUGUUCCCCCACUCCAUGACCUUUCACCUGACCUGUGAGAAGCAGACAGAGCAAAUGGAGAACAUCAGGGCCAGAUGCUCCAACCUGUCUAAAGAGGUUGAGAACAAGUUCCAGACAUACCUGGACAACGUGGGGAACAAGGUAUGUGGAGUACACCAGACCUGGGUCAAAUAUAUAUGUCACAUACUUUGAAAGUAUUGGAGGUGUGUUAAAUUUAGCUUGGAGUUUACAGGUUAGCCAGGUGUCCCAGUCUGUUUCUGCUUUACCCAACCUCUUGGCGUAACGGUUAAGGUGUUGGUUGACAGUCGCUGGACCCGGGUUCAAGUCCCGGUUGGGGAUACCCCCCGAAUUCGCUACAAUAUGUUAUCCUCUUCAUCCAGGUGGCAAACAUCCAGACCCAGUCCAGUCGCCUGGAGGUCCAGAACAGCCAACUGACCCUUGACCUCCAGCAGUGUCGUCACAACCGCAGCGUGACGGCGGCGGAGGGCAGCAGGCUGCUGCUGGAGACCCGGGAGAACCACGACAGGCAGGUGGAGACCCUGCUGAAGGAGCAGAACCGACUGAGGGAGGAGAAGAGCUUGCAGGGAGAGAGACUGGCUCUGAGGGAGGCUGAAGUCAACACACUCAAAGGGAAUGUCCAGUCACUCACUGCCAACUGUAACGCUAAGGUAAGAGAGCAAGGGAAUAAUAAUUGUGCACAUUAUCAUAACUUUAGAUAGCAAGCAGAUCCAGCCAAAGAAGCUUGUUAUCAGUGGGACCCUAUGGUAUGAGUGAACUACAUUACCAGCACACUACAACCCUACAUUAGCAGUUGAGCAAUGUAACCCAAGGAAACACUGUGUCCCUACCAUCCUCUGGAAUGUGAUUUGUGGCCAUCGAUAAUGUUGUCCUGGUGCAUAGCUAGGAGAAAGACUGUCAGCAUAAUAGUGGUGGUGGGGGGGCACAGGAAGAGACAGACAGACUAGAUAAAGGAGGGACAGGCGGACAAUAACAACCACACGUCAGGAGGAGGAAGCACAGUUUGACAAAUGGUUUGUUGGUAGCUACAGGCUACGGGGGUCUCAUACCGAUUAAGAACUUCACUGUUUCAAGUGUGUGUCAGUGCGCUUUUUGAAUUUUGCUAUGUCACAAGUAAUGUGACGAGUGCAUAAAGCAUUGGGGAUCAGGAGGAUCUGCAGUGUAAAUUUGUUGGCUGGUAAAACUCAUAAAGCGUUGGGGAUCAGGAGGAUCUGCAGUGUAAAUUUGUUGGCUGGUAAAACUCAUAAAGCGUUGGGGAUCAGGAGGAUCUGCAGUGUAAAUUUGUUGACUGGUAAAACUCAUAAAGCGUUGGGGAUCAGGAGGAUCUGCAGUGUACAUUUGUUGACUGGUAAAACUCAUAAAGCGUUGGGGAUCUGCAGUGUAAAUUUGUUGACUGGUAAAACUCAUAAAGCGUUGGGGAUCAGGAGGAUCUGCAGUGUAAAUUUGUUGGCUGGUAAAACUCAGUCCGUUUGUGAUGUUUUGUCUGUAAUGCAGCUCGCCGGCCCAAAGCCUGCUGGACUGAUGUCAUCCUUGAAGGGGGGACCAUCUAUUGGAGCGCCAGUGAUCAGUAAACCCCCCAUGGUACAGACACACGACUGACUCUCAUAGUCACUGGUGUUACACUCACUGUCAACUGCAGAAAUAAAGCUUGAAUAAAUAAAAAUAACUCCAUUACACGAUCAAAAGAUCAGUUUGAGAUGACAUUGAUAAACUGAAAGUGUUGAUCUCCUAAUGCUAGAUGUUGUAAUGAUAAACCCAGUAAAAAAAAAUCAUCAGACACCACAUCGUAAUCAUUUUACUGAUGCGGCUAUGUUUGUUCCUUCUGGUGAGGUGAGGAAGAUGGCCUACCUGGGCCAUGACAGAGUGAGAAAAUGAAGGGACUUACUGAUAUGGUCCCUGGAGGAUUGGGUGUGGUGCCUUUCAAUGAUCAACGUGUGCUCUUAGACUUUAGAAUAUCCAUGUGUAAAUACUACAGACACUAUAUGUUCUAUCUACUGUCCUACAUGAUGUAUACUGAACAAAAAUAUAAA
Coregonus sp. 'balchen' is the source of this 3624-nucleotide messenger RNA. Lineage: Eukaryota; Metazoa; Chordata; Actinopteri; Salmoniformes; Salmonidae. The record is from the annotation of a GenBank genome assembly.